This is a messenger RNA of Cynoglossus semilaevis (tongue sole), 1645 nucleotides long. Its product is annotated as neurexophilin-1-like. Gene Ontology annotation, molecular function: signaling receptor binding. The coding region runs from base 722 to 1606 and encodes 294 amino acids. The transcript has 2 exons. The record is from RefSeq and is a predicted model, not a curated record. Lineage: Eukaryota; Metazoa; Chordata; Actinopteri; Pleuronectiformes; Cynoglossidae.
GUCAACAACUUUUCAACAUUUAACUUUUAGUUCAAUGAGAUGUAGCUGUAUCAGUCAUCGUUACUAUCUUUAACUGAUUUGUAGGUUUAUAUUCAGUUACUUUUGCUGUUUGCUAUCUUGUUUGACCAUUUUUUUACCCUAACCAACAGCUACUGUUCUGUCAUUUCAUUGGCUGACAGGAUGAAUCAUCACCAACCAUCUUCCACUACUUUUAAACCUGCCAUCUCCAGGUUCUUUCACUACAUCCACAAAUCUUCCUCUCUUCCCCCCAUCUGAAAAUAUGCUCUUCUAAGAUAGCGAGACGUUGUUAUUGCAGCUAAUGACCAGCAGAUGGCAGCUUCUGAUGAGACUUGGAAAAAAAAAAAGUUGCCUGUUAAAAGUCUUUUUGUGAGGUUUCUCCUCUGCUCUGCUCUGCUCUUGUCUUUCUCUCCUCUGUUUCUCCCCUGGUCCCUCCUCCUUUCUCCUCCUCCUGCUCCUCCUCUCUGAUCCUCGGAGCAGCUCCAUAAAAACCUUCUCUCUGCCGUGACACUCACAUCCACAACCUCCAUCCCACCUCCUCUUCUUCUCCCCUCUCCUGUCUGUCUCCUCCAAACUCACUCUCCCUCCUGAAUGAAGUGGACAGGAUUCUCCUCAGUUCUGACUCCGUCUCCUGAACUUCAGUGCACCUGAUACCUGCUCAGGCUGGACCGGGGAUUUCUCCCGUUUUUAUUGGCGGCGUGACAUGAGGAGACAGUUUCCACGCACAGACAUGAAGACCAGAUGUCUGUGGACGUCCGUGCUGAUGCUGCUGCUGUUGUCCAUCUUCUCUGUGGUUACCACUGCUGUUUCACCCAGUUCUGGAGGUCCCGAUCUAAGACAAAGCACCAAAUCCAAAGUGAAGACGUACUGGAGCGAGAGCAGUAAGACCUUCUCCAUCAGUCGCCUGCUCUAUCAGACACUCUACGACAAGGACAACUUCACCUCUGUGGAUCUGGACGAGACUGACUCGUUGUCCAAACCAGAGCAGUGGAACUGGCUGUACAACACCUCCAGCUCCCAUGAUCCUCGGUCUAGGUCAAAGAGAAGGCCCAUCGUCAAGACUGGCAAGUUUAAGAAGAUGUUCGGCUGGGGCGACUUUCACUCCAACAUCAAGACGGUGAAGCUCAACCUUCUCAUCACUGGUAAAAUUGUAGAUCAUGGCAACGGGACCUUCAGCGUCUACUUCCGCCACAACUCCACGGGUCAGGGCAACGUUUCUGUUGGACUUGUUCCUCCGACAAAAGCUGUGGAGUUUCAGGCCCAUCAGCAGAACCAACAGCACCAUCAUCACAGCCAACAGCAGCAGCAGCAAAUGACGGCUAUGGAGACCAAGGACACCAAGCUCUUCAACUGCAGGGUGGAAUACGAGAAGGUGGAGAAAGGCACCAGGAACUCGCUGUGUGCCCACGACCCGUCACAGAGCUGUCCUCAGGAGCAGACCCAAAGCCAUGUGUCCUGGUUAUGCUCCAAGCCCUUCAAGGUCAUCUGCAUCUUCAUCACCUUCUACAGCACCGACUACAAGCUGGUGCAGAAGGUGUGUCCGGACUACAACUACCACAGUGACACCCCAUACCUUCCUACAGGGUGAUGGCAGAACCACUGAAUGGAAGGUCAACAGAGAAAGGAC